This is a messenger RNA of Thermothelomyces thermophilus ATCC 42464, 807 nucleotides long. RefSeq lists its product as uncharacterized. Bases 1 to 807 code for a protein of 268 amino acids. The transcript is spliced from 4 exons. NCBI's taxonomy places the organism in Eukaryota, Fungi, Ascomycota, Sordariomycetes, Sordariales, Chaetomiaceae. The record is from RefSeq and is a predicted model, not a curated record.
AUGGUCGAUUUCCAGGCCCUGGUCGCGUCGGCGCGCGUGACGCUGUUUGCCUCCAAGAUCCAAGGCGGCGUCGCCUUCGACCCGGACCGAGACAUCCCCGACCUCGAGGGCAAGGUUGUUCUCGUCCCCGGCGGCGCCGGCGAUCUAGGGAGGCAGGUGACUGCGGACCCGGCGCGGCACGGCCCUGCGCGCCUCUGCGUCGCCGACCUGCCGCGCGAUGACGACGGCGAGCCGGUCACAAUCGUCGUCCUCAGUGCCGGCAUCAUGCGCGUGCGGCCGGGCACGACGGCGGAGGGCUACGAGAUCGCGUUCGGCAUCAACUGCCCCGGCCACGCGCUCCUGACCAUACUGCUGCUGCUGCCCACCCUCCGCCGCACCGCCGAGCCGCCGGACGCCGACCUCCGCGUCGUGGCGGGAUCGAGCGAGGGCCAUAAGCUGGCCUCCAAGGGCGGCAUCUUGUUUGACAAGUUGAAGGGCCCGUGCGAGGACAUUCGUUAUGGCCGGAGCAAGGUGGCUAUCAUCGAAUUUGCUCGGGAACUGGCACGGCGGUAUCCUCAGCUCAAAUUGGCUGCCGUGCACCCUGGCCGAAUCAUCACGGGCAUGACCCGCGGCCUGCGGAAGGAGAUCCUCCUCUUCAAGUCCUCAGCGCCCAUCUCGCCGAUCUUUUGCGUGUCGCCCGCUGUUGGGGUCAGGAAUCAUCUCUGGGCAGCUACGGGGCCCGACAGGGAGACAGCCAUUGUCAAGAAUCCGGAGUUGUCGAAGAGGUCGUGGGAGUGGACAGAGAAGGAGCUCCAGGGGAUCCAGUAA